AUGAGGGUUUGUCUCUCUCUCUGUGUUGGCGCUGCUGCGCUGCUGCCGGCCUACGGCCUCAAGCUCGUGGAGGACUCCAAAACCCUAAACCCUAAACCCUCGGACGAGGGUUUAGGGUUUGAGGGACCGCAGCAGCAGCUGCAGCAGGAGGCGGUAGAUGAGGCGCAAGCAGCCACCCCAGCAGCAGCAGCAGCAGCAGCAGCAGCAGCAGAGGCGCAGCUCUUUGCAGAGGCAGCAGCAGCAGCAGCAGACGACGACGACGCAGCAGCAGCACAGAACUUCGCCGACGCAGCAGCAGAAGCAGCAAAUCAGGCAGCAACUCUGGCAGCAGCAGCAGCAGCAAAUGAGGAAGACCAGCAGCAGCAGCAGCAGCAGCAGCAGCAGCAGCAGCAGCAGCAGCAGGAGUCGAUUCACAUAUUUGCUCCUCGGCAGUUCCGCUUCGCCGACCCCGCGAGCGGGAAAGCCCUGACGGUUUACUUCCACAACACAUUCGAGCCGUUUGACUGGCUGAGCUGCUCGGCGCUGCACUCCUUGCCGAGUGUAUGCAGCCAGCACCCGCGGUGUACGUACACCUCGGGGGCGGCGGGCGGGGGCGGGAAAGCCGGCGGAAAUGAAGACUUUUCGUCAUUUGAUUUAAUUUUAAAAACUAAAAAUAAUUUAAUUUCAAAUUUAAAUCCCAAAAGAAUUCAAAACGGCGGCUGUUUCCUCUCGAACGCCUACUUGGCGCUCGCCGCCGACUCCCUCUGCGACCGCGCUGCUGUCGUCAUUGACGCAAUGCAAGAACUGGGGGCGGAUCCCGAGCCCCUGUUGGUGGCUCUCGAGGAGGCCGGAGCAGCAAACCCUCAAAGCAUCUGCGGACUCGUCAAAGAGCUGGCUACGGAGUUGCUGGCGACGGAGCGGAACUUGCAGCCGCUGCCAGAGGGCGCAGUGGUGGAAACCCUAAACCCUAGCGAGGGAAGGGGUUCUGCAGCCAAGGGUUUAAACUCCCCGCGGCUCGUAAACCCUAAACCCCACCUGCAGAUGUACUCCAGCAGCGCCAAACCCGCAACGGCAACGGCUACGGGAACUGAGCCAAGAAUUCGCAUAGGCAUUAAUGGCUUUGGGCGAAUUGGGCGAUUGGUGUUUAGAAUUGCAAGCAAAAGAAAAGACAUGGCGGUGACGCACAUAAACUCGAGCCUGUCUGCGGAGUACUUGGCGUACUUAAUAAAGCACGACUCCGUGCACGGGCGCUUCAAAGGCCAAGUGGAAAGCAAAGAUGGAAAAUUAUUUUUUGGAAAUAAUGAAAUAAAACUUUCGCAAGAAAGAGACCCUUCUAAGAUCAGGUGGACAGACACCUCAGCGGACUUCGUUUGCGAAAGCACUGGCGCUUUUUGCACCUUCGAGCUCGCCAGCCAGCACGUCGACAGGCCUGGGGGUGCGCGUCACGUGGUGAUAUCGGCUCCUGCGAAGGACGAAGUGACUCCGACUUUGGUGGUUGGCGUAAACGCGGAAGCAAAUUAUUCUCCGGAGAUGAAAGUUGUGUCUUGUGCUUCUUGCACGACAAAUGGAUUAGCUCCUUUAUUGAAAGUUUUGGACGAGAACUUCGGGAUAGAAGAGGGUUUAAUGACGACAGUGCAUGCAGUGACGAGUUCGCAGAAGACCGUGGACGCGGCCAGCAGCGGCAGCAGCAAGGCCCGCAGCAGCAGCAGCAGCAGCAGCAGCAGCAGCAGCAGCAGCAGCAGCAGCAGCGCGUGGCGCAGCAACCGCGCAGCAGGCAGCAACAUAAUUCCCGCAGCAACGGGAGCAGCAAAAGCCAUUGCCAAGUGCCUGCCGCAGCUCAAGGGGAAGAUAACGGGAAUGGCAGUUAGAGUUCCGACUUUAGAUGUUUCUUUAAUAGACUUGACUUGCAGACUGCAGCGCAGCAGCAGCUACGAGCAGCUGCUGCAGACUGUUGCUGCUGCUGCUGCUGCGGGGCCCCUCAGGGGCCUCCUGGGCUACACGGAGCAGCCAGUGGUGUCUUCAGAUAUUAUCGGCACUGAGUGCAGCACUGUCUUCGACGCUACUGCGGGUUUAAUGCUAAACCCUAAUUUUGUAAAACUCAUUUCUUGGUAUGACAACGAGGCUUCUUAUGCCGCCAGACUUGUCGAUUUAAUUGCAAUAAUGGCGGCCAAAGACGGGAUUGUCGAGCCGGGAGUGGGGCUGAAUCGCAGGACUUUCGACGAGGAGUGA
Eimeria necatrix is the source of this 2208-nucleotide messenger RNA. RefSeq names its product glyceraldehyde-3-phosphate dehydrogenase, putative. The record is from RefSeq and is a predicted model, not a curated record. The coding region runs from base 1 to 2208 and encodes 735 amino acids. The transcript has 8 exons. Lineage: Eukaryota; Apicomplexa; Conoidasida; Eucoccidiorida; Eimeriidae. Gene Ontology annotation, molecular function: NAD binding; oxidoreductase activity, acting on the aldehyde or oxo group of donors, NAD or NADP as acceptor.